AUGUGGGUCGCGUGCGUUUCUUUGUUUGCGCUUAAAUUAACAAAAUUCACGUCUUCUUCGAUAACAAGCAGACCUGCAAGUGUGUCACGAAGGUUAUUUUCGCGGGGUAGUUGCUUUAAUUCGUUUGUGUACGUUACGAGAGCGGAACCGCAUUACAUGUCAAGCCAACCUAAGAGAGUUUGCACCGAAAACAUGACCGUUAAAAAGAUCGGAACCCACAACGGGACCUUCCACUGUGACGAGGUUCUGGCCUGUUUUUUCCUCCGUCAAUUACCUGAGUACUCGAGUGCAGAGAUUAUUCGGACCAGGGACCCGGCACAGCUGGCAAAGUGCGACAUUGUUGUGGAUGUUGGAGGAGAGUUUGAUCCAAAGAAGCAUCGCUAUGACCAUCAUCAGAGGACCUUUGCAGAGACCUUCAACAGCCUGUGUCCAGAGAAACCAUGGGUGACCAAGCUCAGUUCUGCCGGUCUGGUCUACCUACACUUCGGCCGUCGAGUGCUGGCACAGCUGUCGCAGCUGAAGGAGGACGACAGGCAGCUGGAAGUGCUCUAUGAUAAGCUGUAUGAGAACUUUGUGGAGGAGGUGGAUGCUGUUGACAACGGCAUCUCACAGUAUGAUGGGGAAGCCCGGUACAGCAUCUCCACCACGCUGAGUGCACGUGUCUCACACCUGAAUCCACGUUGGAACAGCACAAGUCAGGAUACUGAGGAGGGUUUCAAGAACGCACUGAAGAUGGUUGGGGAUGAGUUCCUGGAUCGUCUGGAUUUCUACAAGUCCUCCUGGCUGCCAGCUCGUGAGGUUGUGGAGGAAGCUGUUAAGAAAAGGCAUCAGAUAGAUCCCAGUGGGGAGGUGCUUCUUUUUCCCGAGGGUGGAUGUCCUUGGAAGGAGCAUUUGUUUGCCUUGGAGAAAGAGCUCCAGGUGGAGACACCCAUUAAGUUUGUCCUUUACCCAGACCAGAAUGGACAGUGGAGGGUCCAGUGUGUCCCUGCUGGGCUCAACACCUUCCAGAACAGGUUGUCACUGCCAGAAGAGUGGCGCGGUGUUCGGGAUGAAGCACUGUCAGAGCUCAGUGGGAUAAAGGGCUGCAUCUUUGUCCAUGCCGGAGGCUUUAUUGGCGGGAACAAGACCCAGGAAGGAGCCCUGGAGAUGGCCCGCAGGACCCUGCAGGUCGCCGCCCAGUACCCUGCAAACGGAAGCAGCUGACUUCAUAGAAAGGACAGCAGACAGCACAUUUUGUUCUCUGGUCCAGUUUUUAGAGAGGAUUAACCUUUUUUUUUUUUUUUUUUUGCUUAUUAUUCAGCUUGUAUAAACCAUUAUACAAACCGACUUGUUCUGGAUCAUCAUGUUGACUCAUGAUAUCCUCCUUCUCUCUACCUGUUCUUAUAAAUGUGUAUCUGUUUUGGUCUUCUUUUGAAAUAAAAGACUAUUUUGACACA
This is a messenger RNA of Archocentrus centrarchus (flier cichlid), 1436 nucleotides long. It is a transcript of the gene myg1, whose product is annotated as myg1 exonuclease. The transcript has 7 exons. The record is from RefSeq and is a predicted model, not a curated record. Gene Ontology annotation, cellular component: nucleus; cytoplasm. The coding region runs from base 1 to 1203 and encodes 400 amino acids. Lineage: Eukaryota; Metazoa; Chordata; Actinopteri; Cichliformes; Cichlidae.